GCACACGCGGACGGAGGGGGGGAGGGAUGUGCUCGGAGGGGGAGGGGGCCGUGGAGCAGGGGCUCUUCGAGGAGAGCGUGGAGGCGAUCACGCUCCCUGCCACUCACCUGCAGCCGGACAGGAAGGCUCACCUGCUGGUGAGGAGAGCCGCGGCCCACUUCUCCUCCUCCUCCUCGGCGGAGGGGCUGUGCCGGGAUCUCUCCGAGGCGUUCGCGUUGAGCCCCGCCGAGGCGCGGCGCCGGACCGGGCAGCUGUUCCCGGGCAGCAGCGCGGGUUCCAUGCGAGCUCAGAUCAGGCAGCUGGCAGAGGCAGGGCUGGCGGGGUUCAGGGAGGCGGUGAGGGCCAGGCCGGAGCUGAGAUCCGAUGAAGGGGUGGCGAUGCUGGAGCCCGUCGUCUCCCGGCUCAGGCUGCUGUCCCAGCUGGAGCCGACAGGGGGCGCCGGAGCCCGAGAGGUGCAGGUGCGCCUGGCUGAAUGCCUGGUUCUGUCCGGGGACUGGAGGGGGGCCUUGGCUGUGUGUCAGAGUCUCUCCGCGGACGGGCGGAGCAGCUACCGCAGCACUGCCCUGGUGUUCAGGGGCUUCGCCAGGCUGCUGGGCGGGGAGGAGGCGCUGGCUCUAGCGGACUUCCAGGCGGUGUUGGGGCACCCCUCCCCGCACCCCUGCAGCUGCGUGCGGGCGCUGUGUGGCCGGGGGCUCCUGCGCAUGCUGGCGGGGCGCCCCUACCUCGCCGCGCUGGACUACGCCACGGCCAGCAGGCUCCGUCUCGACGAGGCAGCCCUGACUGUGCAGAGCCUCGUGCCCUGGAACCACAGGGGUCUGCUGGCCGCCCUGCUGCUGGAGGAGGGGCGGGGCAUGCUGGAGCAGGGGCGGGGCAUGCUGGGGGAGGGGCGGGGCAUGCUGGAGCAGCCUGGAGGGGACCAGGAGGGGGAGAGGAGCGGGAAGAAGGACAGCAACAGCACCCCCUCGACCAAGAAAGGGGACCCUGCUGGGGUGCACUCCCUGGCUCUCCUCCUCAUGGAGCUGGACCCCAGUUCGGACCCCGCCCGGGUCCUGGCGGCGGACGCUCUGUACCGGCUGGGCCGGGUCGAGGAGGCCCACCGCCUGCUCCUCGUGGCCCGCGAGGCCCACCGGACCCCCGUGCUGGCCCGGCUCACCCUGCUACAACUACACCGCGGCUUUCUGUACGACGCUAACCAGCUCCUGAAGAAGGUAGUGCAGCUGGGUGUCACGUCCUGCCUGCUCCCCAUCCUGUCUGUGUUUGAGCAGCCGGAGCGCAGCCUCAUGCAGCAGCAGUGCCACUCCAGCGCCUGCAGGAUCCUGAGCGAGCAGCAGGGGGAGCCCUUCAUCAAGGAGGCCGUGGCGUACCUGUCCCUCGCCAUCAUCGCCUCGGGUGGCGGGGCGGUGGACUCGCUCCUCUCUCGUGCCCGCUGCUACGCCAGCCUGGGCCAGCACAAGACGGCCAUCUUUGAUUUCAGCGCCAUCCUGAGGGAGCACACUGAGCAUGUGCGGGCGCUGUGUGGGCGGGGCUUCACCUACCUGGUCCUGAACCAGCAGAAGGAGGCCACUCAGGACAUCGUGUCGGCCCUCAGAGUGGACACUCCCGCGGUCACUCGGGACAUCCUGUCCCUGAAGGACCAGGCCAGGACGCUCGUCUGUGAUUGGCUGCACCAGCACGGCAGGACCGCCCUCGCCGAGAUCACGGCAGCCAAUCAGGUCCCCUGUGGGGAGGAGCUCCUGAAGGAGGUGCUCCUGAUUGGAGGAGCUCUGGUGGAGAUUGACAGCAGGAGCUCCCAGUGGCAUCUCCUGUAUAUCGACGCGCUGUUGGCUAAAGGUGCGCUGGACUCCGCCUCCUCUCACCUGCGGCAGGUGUUCGGUCAGGAGCCGCGGGAGCCGCCGGCCAGGGCCAGGUCAGGGGUCGUGGAGGCAUGGCUUCAGAACCCAGGGAGGGCAGCGAGGGAUCUGAGCGAGAUCUCCGAGCGAGACCCUGAGACCCUCAACUUCCUGCUCACCCUGACGACUGCCAUACAGCGGGCACACCUGACACAGGCUGCAGCACAGGAGGCGGGCUCUCUCUCCCAGCCCGGCCAAUCCGAGCGCACGCUGGGGUUCCUGACACUGGCAGUGCACGCGGCCGCGGCGCGGGGUGGCCCGGUGCACCCUGGGUACUGGGGGCUCCUGCGCGAUCGAGCUCGCUGCCUCGCAGGACUUGGGUUCCACGAGCGGGCCGUCGCUGACCUGGACCGGCUCAUUCAGAACCAGGGACCCUCCCCCCACGACCUGUGUAGCCGAGGACACAGCCUGCUGCUCGCCUGCAGGGAGCGGCCAGCCCUCAGGGACUACAUGCGGGCUCUGGACCUAGCCCAGCCCCAGGCUCUGGCCUGCGUGGACGUCGGGCCCGGCCGGACCCGUUUGGCACAGUGUUUCCACAGGGGGGCGCUGGAGAGGGGCCUGGAGGAGGCCGGGAGGCUCAUAGAAUACGGGCUGCUGCUGGACGAGAGCAACACAGAGCUGAGGAAACUGAGGAGCAGAAUCAAGAGAGAGGCAGGGGCUGCAUC
This is a messenger RNA of Acipenser ruthenus (sterlet), 2554 nucleotides long. RefSeq names its product tetratricopeptide repeat protein 34. The annotation marks the transcript as partial. Lineage: Eukaryota; Metazoa; Chordata; Actinopteri; Acipenseriformes; Acipenseridae. The transcript is spliced from 8 exons. The record is from RefSeq and is a predicted model, not a curated record. Gene Ontology annotation, molecular function: protein binding.